GAAAUGUGCCGAGGGGCCCGGGCUGGCUGGGCCAGUCCAAGCGGCGCAGCCACCCAUGCGCGCGCGGGCGCGCAAGACCACCAGCGCCCAGAGCCCCAGUCUGAGGCUUGGCGCCGGGGUUCUGCGGGCGAGGGGAGCUCUCUACGGGCGAGGGGCUAGAGGGAGCCGGCACAAGAGGGUCGAGGAGCCAGGAACCCCAAACGUCCGGCGCCAGGCGCUAGCCAAGCUGCUGUGCGCCCCGGCGCCCAGCUGGCUCGGGGACAGCCGCUGGGUGUCAGAGACCGGAGCUAGCGGAUUGCAGCGGAAAAGCAAAGAUGUCACACUGGAUCCUUGGCCUCCAGGGUCCAUUACGGUGAGAAUAAGAUCUCUGGGCUGGCUGGAACUAGCCUAAGACUGAAAAGCAGCCAUGGACAUUGCGGAUGAGCCACUCAAUGGAAGCCACACAUGGCUAUCCAUUCCAUUUGACCUCAAUGGCUCUGUGGUGUCAACCAACACCUCAAACCAGACAGAGCCAUACUAUGACCUGACGAGCAAUGCAGUCCUCACAUUCAUCUAUUUUGUGGUCUGCAUCAUUGGGUUGUGUGGCAACACACUUGUCAUUUACGUCAUCCUCCGCUAUGCCAAGAUGAAGACGAUCACCAACAUUUAUAUCCUCAACCUGGCCAUUGCAGAUGAGCUCUUCAUGCUGGGUCUGCCUUUCUUGGCUAUGCAGGUGGCUCUGGUCCACUGGCCCUUUGGCAAGGCCAUUUGCCGGGUGGUCAUGACUGUGGAUGGCAUCAAUCAGUUCACCAGCAUCUUCUGCUUGACAGUCAUGAGCAUCGACCGAUACCUGGCUGUGGUCCACCCCAUCAAGUCAGCCAAGUGGAGGAGACCCCGGACGGCCAAGAUGAUCACCAUGGCUGUGUGGGGAGUCUCUCUGCUGGUCAUCUUGCCCAUCAUGAUAUACGCUGGGCUCCGAAGCAACCAGUGGGGGAGAAGCAGCUGCACCAUCAACUGGCCAGGUGAAUCUGGAGCUUGGUACACAGGGUUCAUCAUCUACACUUUCAUUCUGGGGUUCCUGGUACCCCUCACCAUCAUCUGUCUUUGCUACCUGUUCAUUAUCAUCAAGGUGAAGUCCUCUGGAAUCCGAGUGGGCUCCUCCAAGAGGAAGAAGUCUGAGAAGAAGGUCACCCGAAUGGUGUCCAUCGUGGUGGCUGUCUUCAUCUUCUGCUGGCUUCCCUUCUACAUAUUCAACGUUUCUUCCGUCUCCAUGGCCAUCAGCCCCACCCCAGCCCUUAAAGGCAUGUUUGACUUUGUGGUGGUCCUCACCUAUGCUAACAGCUGUGCCAACCCUAUCCUAUAUGCCUUCUUGUCUGACAACUUCAAGAAGAGCUUCCAGAAUGUCCUCUGCUUGGUCAAGGUGAGCGGCACAGAUGACGGGGAGCGGAGUGACAGUAAGCAGGACAAAUCCCGGCUGAAUGAGACCACGGAGACCCAGAGGACCCUCCUCAAUGGAGACCUCCAAACCAGUAUCUGAACUGCUUGGGGGGUGGGAAAAAACCAAGCCAUGCUCUGUCUACUGGCAAUGGGCUCCCUACCCGCACCGGCUUCCUUCCUCCCACCCCUCACACCUGGCUUCUAGAAUAGAGGAUUGCUCAGCAUGAGUCCAAUUCAGAGAACAGUGUUUGAGUCAGCUUGUCUGAUUGAAUGAUAAUGUGCUAAAUUGAUUACCUCCCCCUUCAAGCGAACAUUGAAAUGCAGGUAGACAACUCAAAGUCUGGAGAAGAGGGAUCAUGCCUGGAUAUGAUCUUUAGAAACAACAAAAAUAGAAAAAAAUAAGUAUCUGUGUGUUUGUGUAUUUAAAACUCAAUAUGUAAUCUUGUGUUUUUAUAUUUAUACUUGUAUAUUCCUAUUUAUUCUCUGUAUAGGCAUUACCUACGUUCCCGUGUUCACAUACACAAGAAGCAAAUUCGAGUGUGCAUAGUGUAGAUGGACAUUUGCCACAAUACAGUGCCCGCAGAAAUGGACUUACCGUGAAGCCAGUAAAAUUCAAGCUUCAGGGAUCUCUCUUGCACGGGCCUUUCCAAGGCCCAGGAGGGACUUGGGCAGUAUGUUCAUGUGGUCAUGUUUUUGUAAAAAAUUGUGAAAGUAA
This is a messenger RNA of Nomascus leucogenys (northern white-cheeked gibbon), 2131 nucleotides long. RefSeq names its product somatostatin receptor 2 (gene SSTR2). Gene Ontology annotation, molecular function: somatostatin receptor activity; neuropeptide binding. The record is from RefSeq and is a predicted model, not a curated record. Gene Ontology annotation, biological process: neuropeptide signaling pathway; cellular response to estradiol stimulus; cellular response to glucocorticoid stimulus. Gene Ontology annotation, cellular component: membrane; neuron projection. NCBI's taxonomy places the organism in Eukaryota, Metazoa, Chordata, Mammalia, Primates, Hylobatidae.